Molecule: messenger RNA, 4310 nt
Organism: Ictalurus furcatus (blue catfish)
Lineage: Eukaryota; Metazoa; Chordata; Actinopteri; Siluriformes; Ictaluridae
Product: protein sprouty homolog 2
Exons: 2
Coding region: 2728-3579 (283 amino acids)
Biological process (GO): negative regulation of fibroblast growth factor receptor signaling pathway; negative regulation of Ras protein signal transduction; negative regulation of MAP kinase activity
Cellular component (GO): membrane; cytosol
Source: RefSeq, a predicted model, not a curated record
AGCAGAAACCCCAGGGGCCUCUGAAGGCUCUUCGCUAGUCCCUAAUGAAGUGGCUCACAUGCUUUUUAUGCUUUCAGCUACAUUUAUAUUGUCCAGUGACCCUCUGCAGGACGGCUGUUUUCCCUUCGCUCGUUCACCUCCCGUCUCCUCCCUGCUUCAGGGUUUUAAAUUACUCCCAGUCAGUGGUGUGUGGUGAUUGUUAUGAAUAAUAUGCGCUCCUCAUCCUCUUCCUGCCCAGGAUCAGGUUACCCUGGCCACGGAUGUAUGCAAGGUACCGGGCGCAAGGAGCCCUGGGGCAGAGCCGCAAGGCACAGCUCACUCAGCACUGAUACUCCCAGAGCGCAGGGGCCUGUCUUCAGGUUACCCCUCAUGGCAGGCAGCACUGAGUAAACAUGGCCCACUCUGCCGUCUCUCUGUUUCUGUUUCUCUUUCUCUUCAUCUCUCCACACACAGCUGUCUUUCCCUCUUGCUCUCAUGCACUCUCAGAUCUGGACGUCUUGACCUGAGACAGGUGUUGUGUUGAGGAUUUGCUUUUUUCAAGCACAGGAAAAUGUUUCCCAGGCUAGCUGGCAGUCACACCCAGUGCAUAUUUGCGAUGCGAUGGAGCACUUUGCUAGAUAAAAGUGCAAUAAUGGACUAGGAUUUUAUAAUCUAAUGUUCGCGUGAAGGAGAAAUGCCAGGGGGCUAUUCUCUGAGCGUGGUAAGAAAUACCGACAUCCAUCAAGGGUGAUGCUAAUUCGAUCCGUUUGACCUGUCGAAUUGCCUGUUGUCCUCUGAGUUCAUGAACAGACAAAUCGCCGAAUCCUUUGGACACGACAAAAUCUCUAACCAAGCAGAAAGUUAUGCUCUAUAUGAAUGCUGCUUUGCAGAAACAGAUCCCAAACACUACCUGGAAAACGGCUAACCUCGGCUGUUCCGGCUGUUGAGAUCAUCUCGCACCACCUAAUUCCUAUGGACCAUGACUAUCCAUGACUUCCCUCAUAACAGUGACCAACCAAACCAGCGUACACCCCAAGCCCAUUUCCUGUCAUGUCCCACCUCGCUGAAUAGAAGUUCUUUUAGAGGUCAUGGUCAGAGAUUGAGAAGAUGUAAUCUGAGCUCAGCAAUCAAUAUCUCAGUGCACACUGUUAAGAAGCAAGAGGUUGCUUCGUUGUCCAUCAGUAAACCAGCCUUUUUGUAGCAACGAUGUCCAAAGUCAGCAGCAGUUGACUUAUUGGGGAUUGUGCCACAUUUUCCGCUCUGCUUCAGUCAAUGUUCAUAAUAUUACUAGGUAAUAUUACAUAGCUAAUAUUACUACGAUAGCCUUCUUUCAUCUCAGAAAUAUUGCUAAGAUAAGAAAUAUAUUGUCACUACACGAUGCAGAAAUACUAGUUCAUGCUUUCGUCACCUCUAGACUAGAUUACUGUAAUGUCUUACUGUCUGGAUGUUCCAGUAGGAGCAUAAACAAACUCCAGUUAGUCCAGAAUGCAGCUGCUAGAGUCCUAACUAGAACCAGAAGAUACGACCACAUCACCCCGAUCUUAUCCACACUGCACUGGCUCCCAGUGAAAUCUCGCAUUGGUUAUAAAAUACUAUUAUUUACCUAUAAAUCACUAAAUAGUCUUGCGCCACAGUAUCUAAGCAACCUUUUGGUUUUCUAUGAUCCGCCACGCCUACUUAGAUCAAAGAUUAUUUGAUGGUACCUCGAAUAGCGAAGGCUACAGCAGGGGGAACAGCCUUCUCUUAUAGAGCCCCACAGUUAUGGGACAGUCUUGAAAUUAGUGAUCGGGACUCAGACACAGUCUCAGUGUUUAAGUCUAGGCUUAAAACGUAUUUGUUUAGUCAAGCCUACCCUGACUAGACUUUCUGUUACGCUAAGCACAGUCCUAAUAAUCUUUUCUCUCCCUCUCUCCUGCUGCCGAGCCACACACGAUUUUAUGUAGAUACUAGAGGUCCUGAUCCUUUCUGCUCUCCGGACCUGCCUGAUCCGUUUCGGAUGUCCUACCUCUGGAUGGAGCUCUCGUCUACUCCAAUUCCAGAUUGCUGGGACUACGGCUGCUUCUAAGGCCAAACAGACUUCAUAUGAAUCCAUAAUGAACUUUUUCACACUAUCUGUUGUUACCCAGAUGAGGACGGGUUCCCUUCUGAGUCGGGUUCCUCUCAAGCUUUCUUCCUCUUAACAUCUUAGGGAGUUUUUCCUCGCCACCGUCGCCACCGGCUCGCUCAAUUGGGAUAAAUUCGCACUUUUAAUAAUAAUUUUCUCUAUACCGUGUUUAUAUAUUUCUGUAAAGCUGCUUUGAGACAAUGUCUAUUGUAAAAAGCGCUAUACAAAUAAAAUUGAAUUGAAUCGAAUGAUCAGACAUUAGCAGAGCAUCUCCAUUUGGCCUCACCCUGCCGUGCGGUCUGAGUAAUCUGCAGCUGACAAGUGCUCUGGGACAUGGCAGAGAGUUUUAGAGUGCUCUUUGCAGGGGUUGGGGAGGGGGUUCAUUGGGCUUCCUGAUGUCAGCACCUCGCCUCCUGUGCUGCUGGAGUGUGGAGUAUUGAUCCAUUGGCACCCUGGAAACUCAGACAAGGUCUGGGGGCUUGGAUGGGUGCGGAGAGUGUAAGUCCCACUACUUCUGGAGUAAGCUGUCCUCCUUCAGGAUUUAUUUUACAAGCCUGACAGCGAAGCUGAAAGGUUUAUCUGAUGUGCCGUGAUUGGUGCGAGCCUCGUAUCCAAGUCUCUUCCCUAGUGGCACUGGUGGCAGUAUGGAUUCAACACCUCCUCUAAGGAUGGACCGUGAUGGCUUGGACCCACAGCAGAUCUCUGUGCUGUCCAUAGAUCAGAUCCGUGCGAUAAGGGCCAACAAUGACUAUGUGGAGCGUCCUGUGGCGCUAGACCCUGCUUCGCAGGUGGGUGUCUUCUAUACACACGAUGAAAGACAUCCUCAGAUGCCUCGCAGCCAGAGUCAGCACCAACAUGCCCACCUGGCUCACCUGAGUCGCUCUAGUACAAUCAGCUCCAUGUCUCGUGGCAGUGCCGCUUCGGACCAAAGACUUCUUUCAGGAUUAACAAGUUCCCAUUCCGGAUUGGCCUCGGUGGUGCGUUCUCAACCCAAGGGCGACCUGAAACCAGACUCGCUAAGUAAAGGCUUGGCUGACGGAGAGGAUUUAGGCUUACAUCUGUUCAUCUGUGAACGCUGUAGCCGCUGCAAGUGCCAGGAGUGUUGUGCUCCCCGAAGCUUGCCCUCUUGCUGGGCCUGUGGCAAGCGAUGUCUGUGCUCAGCCGAGAACGCAGUGGAGUACGGCACCUGCCUGUGCUGUGUGAAGGGUCUCUUCUACCACUGUUCGGCAGACGAUGAGGACAACUGCGCCGACCGACCCUGCUCCUGUGCUCCGGCUCACGCCUGCUCCCGCUGGAGCACCAUGGCUGUUCUGUCUCUCUGCCUGCCCUGCUUGUGCUGCUAUCCUCCUGCCAAGCUUUGCCUCACUAUGUGCCAGCGUGGCUACGACCGGGCCACACGACCCGGCUGCCGCUGCAACAACACCAACACAGUGUGCCGCAAGAUCUCCGCUACUAACCCUGCACCUUUCCGCAAGUCUCUGGACAAACCGGUAUGACACGGAGACGGCGCUCCUCCUGUGAUCCCGUCACUGCAUUCCCCCUUUCGCGUUCCCGAGGAUACCAUGAAACACUGAACUUACUGACCUGCACCCAACCGAUCAGGCCUAGCUACAUUACGUGCAAGAAUGGAAGCUUAUUGAUUUAAAAAAAAAAAGAAAAAAAAAAAAGGUGUUGUCUAUUUAUUUAUUUAUUUGACUUUCCUGGCUAAGACAGGUAAUCCUGUCCAUAUGUAACCUUUUACAGGGAGUAAGCUAUCAGAACAAAAUGAAUCUGGUGCCGCGUUGGGUAAAAUGCAUCUUCCAGGCACAGUGCCAGGAAAUCAUCUUCAGCCAUACUGCGCGGACAGUCUGUGUGCGAGACGGCUGACUUUUGAUCCGAGGGGGACGUAGAGCCCGAGCCAAAAAAAAAAAACCAUUCAGAACAAACUGUGUUGGGACACCAAAAAAAUUAAAUAAAUAAAUAAAAGGGACCAGAUGAAGCUCAUUCAGGAACGGCUUGUGAGGGGUGGUUACAUGAAGAGACAUCAGGCAUGUGUGGAUAUGAACGGAUGGAUGCACCUGAGAGAGCGAGAAAACGAAUGCGUGUGUUCGUGUGUGUGCGAGUGCAUGCGGGUGCGUGUCAAAGACAUGUAAGGUGUAUGUGCAUGCGUGCGCAGUCUCAGGCCUCUGUCUGCUCUCCGCAGAAGCAUUCCUUUUUUUUUUUUAUUUUUAGAGAAGCUGCUCUGAAA